Messenger RNA from Xenopus tropicalis (tropical clawed frog), 966 nucleotides. RefSeq names its product olfactory receptor family 64 subfamily I member 2 (gene or64i2). Gene Ontology annotation, cellular component: membrane; plasma membrane. Bases 1 to 966 code for a protein of 321 amino acids. Gene Ontology annotation, molecular function: G protein-coupled receptor activity; olfactory receptor activity. The record is from RefSeq and is a predicted model, not a curated record. Gene Ontology annotation, biological process: signal transduction; G protein-coupled receptor signaling pathway. The transcript has a single exon. NCBI's taxonomy places the organism in Eukaryota, Metazoa, Chordata, Amphibia, Anura, Pipidae.
AUGGCCAAUGCCACAUACUCACAGCCGACGGUGCUGGCACUCAGUUUUGGAGAACUGACGGCAGUGAAAUAUCUCUACGGCGCCAUUGUUUUCCUCAUCUUCCUGAUGAUCGUUGCAUCCAGUAGCGCAGUGAUCGGCACCAUCAUCCUGCACAGGAGUCUGCACGAGCCAAUGUACAUGUUUAUUGCUGCCCUGUGCAUGAAUGGCCUUUAUGGGGGUAUUUGCUUCUUUCCUGCCCUCUUUGUUAACCUUCUUUCCCAAAUCCAAACCGUUUCCUAUAUUGGCUGCUUAAUUCAGGUAUUUGGUAUCCAUAGCUAUUAUGGGUGUGAGAUAACUGUCCUGGCUGUUAUGGCGUUUGACCGCUAUGUGUGCAUCUGUAACCCUCUGAGAUACCACAGCUUGAUGACCUCCGGCACGGUGUUGAAGCUGAUUGGUGCGGCCUGGUUGUCCCUUAUCAUCCCGAUUACUAUCCACGUGAUACUGACCAUCCGCCUGCCCUUGUGCAGCUCCGUCAUACAGAAGAUCUACUGUGACAACUGGUCAGUGGUGAGACUCUCCUGCAUAGACACCACCCUGAAUAAUGUAUUCGGCCUACUGCUAACAUCGGUCACUGGCUUACUGCCGGGGGGUAUCUUUAUCUCGUAUCUGAAAAUUCUUAGGGUGUGUAUGAAGUCCUCCAAGGAUUUCAGGGCCAAAGCCUUGCAGACCUGCACCCCCCACCUCGUAUCCCUCCUCUACUUUGCAGUAGAUAUCUUCUGUGACUUACUUCUGCUUCGUUUCCCUAUUAAUUCCAUGCCGUAUCAUCUAAAGAUUAUCAUAUCCGUGCAAGCCUUUGUUUUUGCCCCUCUUCUAAACCCCCUAAUGUAUGGUCUGAAACUGAGGGAAAUAAGAGUAAAAAUAGGGCAGAUCUUUUGUUUGAAGAACAUUCCAGAGGCAGAAAGACAUGGGAAAGUGCAGGAACACUGA